Messenger RNA from Rotaria socialis, 1146 nucleotides. The record is from the annotation of a GenBank genome assembly. Lineage: Eukaryota; Metazoa; Rotifera; Eurotatoria; Philodinida; Philodinidae.
AUGUAUAUCCUUGUUAGCAAUGAAAACUACGUCAUUUUGGGCAAUGCGACCUUCAAGUUAUGCAUUGCUUUCGUUACUGAAUCCAUUGCUCAAAUAACCUUCACUAAAGACAAGCCGUUUAAAUCCAGCCAUAGUUUGAUUGUUACUAAUCAGCAUUUUUUUACUGAUUACAAUUUCUCAGAGACUGCCUUGAAUUUCAUUAUCGAAACAACCGCUCUGAAGCUUGUUGUAAGUAAGGAAUACGGCGCAAUUUCUUACUUUGAUCAAAAUGGUAAGCGGCUACUACAAGAACCUGAACGUGGUGGCAAAUGGUUAACAGGAAAAACAGUUUACAAUAGUGUCGUCAAGAACAGCGCUCGGAGUGCUUCCAAUAAUAAUAUUGAUGCUAAGCGUUGCUCAAUAAUGAGCCGUGAUGUCUUCGAAGCCAAACUAGAGUUAGUAUUUGACGAAAAUGAAGCCAUUUUUGGUUUUGGUUCACAUGAGGAAGGCUACGGUAAUAUGCGUGGCAAACGGUGCCAACUCUACCAGCACAGCAGAAAGAUUGCCAUUCCUUAUUUUGUCUCUACUCUAGGAUACGGUGUGUUGCUUGACUGUUGCUCACUGAUAACUUUCCAUGAUGAUGCUUUGGGUUCCUAUUUAUGGGCUGAUGUAGUGGAUGAACUUGAUUUUUAUUUCAUUUAUGGUGGCAAAUUUGAUAGCGUCACUCGUGGUUACCAUGAACUUACUGGGCGCGUCCCCCUCUUCCCAAAAUGGGCAUUCGGCUAUAUACAAUCGAAGGAACGCUAUAUUAACGCCAAAGAAAUUGUAGAUGUUGUCGAUGAAUAUCGUCGUCGAGGAAUCCCACUUGACCUGAUUGCUCUUGACUGGCGUUCAUGGUCUAGUGGUAAUGGUUGGGGUCAGAAAUCUCGGGAUCCCACUCGCUUUCCUGAUCCAACUUCCUUUCUGAAUGCGUUGCAUAAAAGAAAUGUGCAUCUAAUGGUUUCAGUUUGGCCUAGUAUGUCUGAUGGCUGUGCUAAUCAUUGUGAAAUGAAAAAAGGUCAUUUUCUGCUCGAUGAUAAUAGCACUUACAAUGCCUUUGUGUCCGAAGCCCGUGCUUGCUACUGGAGCCAGACUAACACAGGCCUUUUCUGUGACGAUUUUAGAUAG